CUAAGACUAUAACUAAAAGUUUAACAAAAUGAAACUUAAACAAGAUGGCUGCUAUAGUAAAUGAGCAUGGUUGCAUCUGAUGAAAACAUCGCCUGUCUUCAUUUAUUUCUGAAAAGUUUUAAUUCAAUUGUUUAAAAACAGAUCUAUUCACAGAUUAUUUUAAACAUGAGCAGACGCCAGACACCUAGUGAAUUUUUGAACCAAAUCAGAGGGCGACCUGUUGUUGUUAAGUUGAACUCUGGAGUAGAUUACAGAGGGGUCUUGUCCUGUCUGGAUGGUUAUAUGAAUAUUGCCCUUGAACAAACAGAAGAAUAUGUAAAUGGCCAAUUAAAAAACAAAUAUGGAGAUGCUUUUAUUCGUGGAAACAAUGUUUUGUACAUAAGUACACAAAAAAGAAGAUAACAAAUGAUUCUUUCAAGAUUUUAGGAGCAUAUAUUUGCUUUUCAAUUGAGGUAAUUGAGUAAAAAUAAUUACUGUGGUUAUACUUGGAAUAAAAAACAUGAACACA
Messenger RNA from Physella acuta, 508 nucleotides. Its product is annotated as U6 snRNA-associated Sm-like protein LSm6. Gene Ontology annotation, biological process: maturation of SSU-rRNA; mRNA splicing, via spliceosome. NCBI's taxonomy places the organism in Eukaryota, Metazoa, Mollusca, Gastropoda, Physidae. Gene Ontology annotation, molecular function: RNA binding. The record is from RefSeq and is a predicted model, not a curated record. Gene Ontology annotation, cellular component: U6 snRNP; P-body; U4/U6 x U5 tri-snRNP complex.